Anthonomus grandis grandis is the source of this 979-nucleotide messenger RNA. RefSeq names its product vesicle transport protein SEC20 (gene Sec20). The record is from RefSeq and is a predicted model, not a curated record. Gene Ontology annotation, cellular component: SNARE complex; endoplasmic reticulum. Lineage: Eukaryota; Metazoa; Arthropoda; Insecta; Coleoptera; Curculionidae. Gene Ontology annotation, biological process: retrograde vesicle-mediated transport, Golgi to endoplasmic reticulum. The transcript has 4 exons. The coding region runs from base 246 to 917 and encodes 223 amino acids. Gene Ontology annotation, molecular function: SNAP receptor activity.
CUUUUUGUUUACAAAAAAAUCAAAAUAAAUCCUAGUUAUAUUUGUUGUAAUUUUAUAAAUUUCUGAAAGAAACUACAGGGAUUUAAAAACAUUUUAAGUUUGUUAGCAAAAGUGACUUCUAGAGAUUGUAUUUGAGGAGUUCAUUCGUGAAAUUUAGAAUUAGUCUUUAAAGACAUUUAAAAAUUAUAUAAGAAAAAGGCACUGCCAGUUCUAAUUUUUUCAAUAGGAAAAUUAAAUCUGCAACUAUGAAUUCUCUACAGUUUUUAGUUAAAGGUGUUAGACAAGAAAUUACGGAAAAUCACUUGCAACUUAAAGCUAUUAUUCAGGAUAUAAAUGCUUGUACCGGACCUCUCUCUGAAUUACAAAAUCUAAAUAGUGCAGGGCGUUGCAAAAUUUCCAUUCUUCGAAAGUUAAUAGACAAAUUUGGAGAUACGGUUAAAGAACAUAGGGAUCAAGAACUCCUUAAGGAGGUCAUUUUAGAAAGAGAGCAACUGGCAAGCUCAAUGGAUGCAUUUAAAAAGGCGAACUUAAAGUCCAUGUUAGCAAUAGAAAAAAUCUCAAAAGAGGAUUUGUUAAACCAUAGCAAGGAAAAAGACCUAAAACAAAGACUGAAGAGAGAUAAAGAAAGUAUGGUGAAAAUGAGUUCUAAUGUUACUGAUCAACUGCUUGGGAUUAGUAAACAAUUAGCUGAUACUACUAAACAGAGCGCCCAAACAUUGGAAACAUUAGCCAUAUCAUCUCAAGCAGUAUUCGGCACACAGGAAGAACUGAAAAACACUUCUGGAAUAAUCGGACAAUCGGGAAAAUUGCUAAAAAAAUACGGUAGGCGCGAACUGACUGAUAAAAUUUUGACGUCAUUCGCAUUUGCAUUCUUUAUAGGUUGCGUGGUUUAUAUUGUACAAAAAAGACUGUUCUAGAUUAUUUGUUUGGUAAUCGAUUUUUUGUCCUUUUGUGGUCCAUUAUAUUAAGUAUUUUAUUA